This is a messenger RNA of Lytechinus variegatus (green sea urchin), 839 nucleotides long. RefSeq lists its product as uncharacterized. Lineage: Eukaryota; Metazoa; Echinodermata; Echinoidea; Temnopleuroida; Toxopneustidae. The record is from RefSeq and is a predicted model, not a curated record. The coding region runs from base 204 to 800 and encodes 198 amino acids. The transcript has 2 exons.
UGCAUAUGAACUGGCAAGAGGUGGCCUUCCACUUUCCCAUUUCAAAACUUUGGUAAAGAUUCAGAAGGAGAAUGGGGUUAGAUUGCUUCAAGGGACUGACAGUAGUGAUGCAUGCAAAGAAUUUGUUUCAGAGAUAGCUGAAGCCAUCAGAGAAACGGUCGCUGUUCUUCUGUGCAACUCCACAGCGUUUAGUGUGCUAACAGAUGGGUCUCAGCCAAAGAAAACAGGGUCUGAAAAAGAGCUGGUUAUGGUUAGGUUUGAGAAAGGUGGUCUCCCCCUGCUACUAUGUGAUUGGACUGCAAGAUAUAGACGAGUAUGGCAACCCAAGUGCAGCCAAUCUGAAGAAAUCAAUUGACUCAGCAUUCAAAGACACAUUAAAGCUUGAGAAGGAACAGUACAUCAAUGUGAUGGUAGGAGCAACGAGCGAUGGUGCCUCGGUGAAUACAGGCUUGUACAACGGGCUUCUGACGCAAUUCAAGAAAGAAAGGACAUGGUUGGUAACUGUGCACUGUGUGAGCCAUCGUGUGGAGCUUGCAUUGAAGGACUCAUUAAUGAAAUCAAAGGAAUUUAAAGAUGUACAGGACUUCAUGAUUGGUAUCUACUACUCAAUGAAGAAAUCUGGUGAACUAAAACGGCAACUGAAGGACUUUGGUAAAAUCCAUGUCAGUGUAUAUACCUUCCCCAAAGUCCAUGGGACAAGAUUUGUUGGGCAUCAAAGAGCAGGGGUUGAGGCUCUAUUGAAUAAUUGGAUAAGAGUCUCCAUGCACACUAUAAGCACAAAUGCGCAAACUCUGCAGUGAAACUCUGUCAACGGCGUAAACGCCGUUUUUAUUUGCGGC